GCCAAUGAGACGCCACUCGGGCCGCGCGCGCAGGGUAUCAUGGCGGCCUGCAGGCAGUGCUGCUCGUACCUGCGGCUCCGGCCGCUGCGCUGCGCUCCCCUGGCUCCCCUUGGCCCCCUCGGCCGGCCCGGGAGGAGUCGGGCACUCAACUGUUUGCAGGUGCGAGCGCUGUGGAGCAGCACCGGGUCCGGAAAGGUUUCUGUGGACUUGGGCCAUAGAAAAUUAGAAAUAUCCUCUGGAAAACUAGCAAGAUUUGCAGAUGGAUGUGCUGUGGUACAGUCAGGCGACACUGCGGUGAUGGUCACAGCGGUCAGUAGAACAAAACCCUCACCUUCCCAGUUCAUGCCCCUAGUGGUUGACUACAGACAGAAGGCUGCUGCAGCAGGUAGAAUCCCCACAAACUACCUUAGAAGGGAGAUCGGCUCUUCUGACAAAGAAAUUCUCACAAGUCGAAUAAUAGAUCGCUCAAUUAGACCUCUCUUUCCUGCGGGCUAUUUUUAUGAUACUCAGGUUAUUUGUAAUCUGCUAGCAGUAGAUGGUAUCAAUGAACCAGAUAUCCUAGCAAUUAAUGGUGCUUCUGUAGCCCUCUCCUUAUCAGACAUUCCUUGGAAUGGACCGAUUGGGGCAGUACGAGUAGGAAUGAUUGAUGGAGAAUGUGUUGUUAACCCAACAAGAAAAGAAAUGUCUUCUAGUAUUUUAAAUUUAGUAGUUGCUGGAGCACCUAAAAGCCAAAUUGUUAUGUUGGAAGCCUCUGCAGAGAACAUUCUACAGCAGGACUUCUGCCAUGCUAUCAAAGUUGGAGUGAAGCAUACCCAGCAGAUAAUUCAGGGCAUCCAGCAGUUGGUAAAAGAAAUUGGUGCUGACAAGAGGACACCCCAGAAGAUAUUCACACCUUCACCAGAGAUUGUGAAAUACACUCACAAAAUAGCCAUGGAGAAACUCUAUGCAGUUUUUACGGAUUAUGAACAUGACAAAAUUUCUAGAGAUGAAGCUGUUAACAAGAUAAGACUAGAUACAGAGGAGCAACUAAAGGAAAAAUUCCCAGACGUCGACCAAUUUGAAAUAAUAGAAUCCUUCAAUGUUGUUGCAAAGGAGGUUUUCAGAAGUAUUAUUUUGAAUGAAUACAAAAGGUGUGAUGGACGGGAUUUGACUUCACUGAGGAAUAUCAGCUGUGAGGUAGAUAUGUUUAAAACACUUCAUGGAUCAGCAUUAUUUCAAAGGGGACAGACACAGGUACUCUGUACUGUUACAUUUGAUUCAUUAGAAUCCAGUAUGAAGUCAGAUCAAAUUAUAACGGCUAUAAACGGGGUAAAAGAUAAAAAUUUCAUGCUGCACUAUGAGUUUCCUCCUUAUGCAACCAAUGAAACUGGCAAAGUUACUGGUAUGAAUAGAAGAGAACUUGGGCAUGGUGCUCUUGCUGAGAAAGCUUUGUGUCCUGUUAUUCCCAAAGACUUUCCUUUUACCAUAAGAGUCACAUCUGAAGUCCUUGAGUCAAACGGGUCAUCUUCUAUGGCAUCUGCAUGUGGUGGAAGUUUGGCAUUAAUGGAUGCAGGGGUCCCAAUUUCAUCUGCUGUUGCAGGUGUAGCAGUGGGAUUGGUUACCAAAAGCAAUCCAGAGAAAGGUGAAAUAGAAGAUUAUCGUUUGCUGACAGAUAUUCUGGGAAUUGAAGAUUACAAUGGUGACAUGGAUUUCAAAAUAGCCGGUACAAAUAAGGGAAUAACUGCAUUACAGGCUGAUAUUAAAUUACCUGGCAUACCAAUUAAAAUUGUAAUGGAAGCCAUUCAGCAAGCAUCAGUGGCAAAGAAGGAGAUAUUACAGAUAAUGAGCAGAGCAAUUUCAAAACCUCGAGCGUCUAGAAAAGAAAAUGGACCAGUCGUAGAAACAGUUAAGGUUCCGUUAUCAAAACGAGCAAAAUUUGUUGGACCUGGUGGAUACCACUUAAAAAAACUUCAGGCUGACACAGGUGUAACAAUCAGUCAAGUUGAUGAAGAAACCUUCUCCAUAUUUGCACCAACCCCUAGUGCAAUGCAUGAGGCGAGAGACUUCAUUACCGAGAUUUGCAGAGAUGAUCAAGAGCAACAAUUAGAAUUUGGAGCAGUUUAUACUGCUACAAUAACUGAAAUCAGAGACACUGGAGUAAUGGUAAAACUUUACCCAAACAUGACUGCUGUGCUACUUCAUAACACACAACUUGACCAACGGAAGAUUAAACAUCCCACUGCCCUAGGAUUAGAAGUUGGCCAAGAAAUUCAGGUCAAAUACUUUGGCCGCGAUCCAGCUGAUGGAAGAAUGAGACUUUCUCGAAAAGUACUUCAGUCUCCAGCUGUAACUCCUGUCAAAACUCUAAAUGAUAGAAGUAGCAUUGUAAUGGGAGAGCCUGUUUCACAGCCAUCAUCAAACUCUUCCCCUUGACUCCUUUUGGAAAUGGUAUUCAAUGAUAUUCUGCAAAGCAAAUUUUAAUGUGUAGAUUUAUAUAUAAUUUAAGUAAAAUUAUUUGUUUAACACAAAUAAAAUGCUCAUUUCUAUAGGUGGAUUUUUCUGUCCCACCAGCCAGUUCCAAAAUCAUGACAUGGAGACUUAUUAAUCAUGAAAGCUUAGCGGAUGGCUUAGGUUUGUUCUUAGCUACCUCUUUUCUAUUAAUCUGUGUGGUCCCUGAGGCUCGUCCCCAUCAUCUACACACUGUCCACCCUGCUUUCCUGCUGCUUCCCUGUCUCUUGACUCAGCCUUUCUUCUUCCCAGUGUCCUCUGUGCCUGGAAAUCCUGCCUAGCUAUUGGCCACUUAGCUCUUAGUAAACCAAUCCAAGUGACACAUCUUCACAAUGCACAAAAAGAUUAUUCCACGACACAUUUCAUGUGCCUUUUUUAUUUCAGGAGCAACCUAUAUUUGCCUGUCUUUAUUUAGGUAAGUCAGUAAAUAUUUAUUAAUGAAUAAGCUAUUUUUAUGUUAGGGGAGAUUACCUUUUGUCCUGUAAUUGUACACUACUGAAAAGUAGUAGAUCAUUGAUGCUCUCCCAAGGGUCUUUUCCCACCCUCCCUUCUCCCCAUGCGUCCAUGGCCUUUCUCCCGUCAUCGUGGCUCACUGUGCCCACAGCUGUGCCUGCCUGCUCCAUUGCUACAACUUGCGGCCAUGGUAAAAGCCACAACUUUUUUUUUUUUCAGAGAAAUUAAUUGGCAUUGAGGUAACUAAUUUGAUUCAGUUUUUAACGGUAUGUCUUUCAGUCACAAAACCAUAAAUACAGUGGAAUGAGUUUUAUAAUUGGGAUUCUGGUUAGGGAGAUUAUUUUUUCUUCUUUCUCUUUUUUUUCUUUUGGUUUUUGAGACAGGGUUUCCCUGUGUUAACAGCCCUAGAUGUUCUGGAAUUCACGUUGUAGGCUGGCUUCAAACUCACAGAAAUCCACCUGCCUCUGCUGGGAUUAAAGGUGUAUGCCACCAUGUCCAACUUUUUUUUUAAUUACCUAAAUAUAAAACAUUACGCACCCAUCAGAUAACACUAGGUCAUUCUUUGUGUGUAUGUAAUUGGCACUGUGUGGAUAUCUAUUAUUGGUGAAAGAGCUUGGAACCAGAUUAGUGAUGUAAUUUCUAGAAAUAAUGUCAAGUUCAUUGUCAUAAUUUUUAUUUUUUUCUUCAGACAAGGUCCCACUGUGUAACCUUAGAUAGCCUAGAACUCAUUAGAAGAGGCUGCCCUGGGACUGAGACCCACCUGUAGGACGGUAAAGUGCUGAAAUGAAAGGCGAGAACCUCGUACCCAGCUCAUUGCUGUAAUUUCAACCAUGCUAUUAAUCCGCGAAAAAGUAAAUACUACAAUUCUUAUCAUGUGAAUCCUUACUCAGGGCUAAUCUAUAAGAUGUUAAAUAUCGGGGCUGGACAAAGGUCUCAGAGGUUAAGAGCACUGACUGCUCUUCCAGAGGUCCUGAGUUCAAUUCUCAGCAACCACAUGAUGGCUGACAGUCAUCUAUAAUUCAAUAUGGUGCCCUCUUCUGGCAUGCAGGCAGAAUACUGUAUAUGUAAUAAGUAAAUAAAUCUUUAAAAAAAGAUAUUAAAUAUCUAUCAGUCCAAGCCAAAGACUUUUAAGGUAUAUUAAUGCAUAACUCAACAAACAUUAUUCUCUGUAAAAUGCCAUAUUAAGACAGUAUUGAUACCCUUUCUAAAAUAGUAAAAAUUAACUGAAAAUUAAAAAUUAUAUUUGAUUUAUAUAUUUGAUAUACUGCUAUUUAGUAAUAGUGACCAGCACCAUAAUCCUUAGUUUAAGAGACAAUAACCCUUAGUGGUUGGAUUUCAGAAUUAUAUUGUGCAUUUCUUAAAUUUGCUCUUAUUUUUCAAAAGGACUCUAACCUGUUAAUAAUUUGGAAAAAAAGAAUACAGUUCUUGGAACUCUAGAAGAGUGCCACAGAAUUAAACGGACAGCUCACUAAUAACCAACAGCAGAAGCACCCUCUCACUUCUGCAUAAACCAAGAGCCUACCAUUUGAGCCAGAAUUUCAAAUCAUGUUAGUUUUCCAUAACUUCUAAUGAAGUGUAGCUUCAGCUGUCUUGGAACUUGCUCUGUAGACCAUACUGUCCUUGAACUCAGAGAUCUGCCUGUGUCUGCCUCCUGAGUGCUGGGAAUAAAGGUUUGUGCCACUACCACCAGGCCCUGGAAUGAAGUUUAUAAUCUGGGACUGUCAUAUGCCAAAAACUAAUUUAUAGUACCUGAAUACUGGUGUUUGUAAUUUGUUCUUUUAUGAUCUUUUUUUGACAUGCCAUGAAUUAGUGUUCAAAUUUUA
This is a messenger RNA of Mesocricetus auratus (golden hamster), 4763 nucleotides long. It is a transcript of the gene Pnpt1, whose product is annotated as polyribonucleotide nucleotidyltransferase 1. The coding region runs from base 40 to 2412 and encodes 790 amino acids. Gene Ontology annotation, cellular component: mitochondrion; cytosol. The record is from RefSeq and is a predicted model, not a curated record. The transcript is spliced from 28 exons. Lineage: Eukaryota; Metazoa; Chordata; Mammalia; Rodentia; Cricetidae. Gene Ontology annotation, biological process: mitochondrial RNA 3'-end processing; mitochondrial mRNA catabolic process. Gene Ontology annotation, molecular function: 3'-5'-RNA exonuclease activity; RNA binding; polyribonucleotide nucleotidyltransferase activity.